AUGUCUCACGACAAGUAUCAAAGUCCUUUGACCUCCAGAUAUGCCUCCAAGGAGAUGGCUUUCAACUUUUCCGAGGACAAGCGUUACAUAACCUGGCGCAAGCUUUGGCUCAACCUCGCCAAGGCUGAGCAGCGUCUUGGUUUGACCGAUAUCACCAACGAAGCUAUUUCCCAGAUGGAAGCCAACCUUACUCACAUUGAUUACGAGGUUGCCGCUGCAGAGGAAAAGAAGAGACGCCAUGAUGUUAUGGCUCAUGUCCACACUUUUGGUUUGGUCGCCCCCAAGGCAGCUGGCAUUAUUCAUCUUGGCGCCACCUCUUGUUACGUGACCGACAACGGUGAUUUGAUUAUCCUCCGUGACGCCUAUGAUCUUGUCAUCAAGAAGUUGGUUCAUGUUAUUGAUAUUUUGACCAAAUUCGCUCAGGAAUACCGUGCAUUGCCCACUCUUGGCUUCACUCACUUCCAACCCGCCCAACUUGUAACUGUUGGAAAGCGCGCCACUCUCUGGAUCCAGGAACUCUUGUGGGAUCUCCGCAACUUUGAACGUGCACGUAACGAUCUCAAAUUCCGUGGUGUCAAGGGUACUACUGGUACUCAGGCAUCAUUCAUGGCCCUAUUCAACGGUGAUCAUGAUAAGGUCGAGGAAUUGGAUCAAUUGGUGACCGAGCUUUCCGGUUUCACCGAGGCAUACCCUGUGUGCGGUCAGACCUAUUCCCGCAAGAUUGACAUUGAUGUUUUGAACCCCCUGUCUGGCUUUGGUGCUUCCGCCCACAAGAUUGCCACAGAUAUCCGUCUUUUGGCCAACUUGAAGGAGGUCGAGGAACCUUUUGAGAAGGAUCAAAUCGGCAGCUCGGCAAUGGCUUACAAGCGUAACCCUAUGCGCUGUGAACGUGUUUGCUCUUUAUCUCGUCACUUGAUGGUCCUCGUCAACGACGCUUUGCAGACCAGUGCCGUUCAGUGGUUCGAGCGUACUUUGGACGACAGUGCCAUUCGCCGUAUCUCUCUUCCCGAAGCAUUCUUAACCACCGACAUUUUGUUGACCACCAUGCAGAACAUUUUUGAGGGUAUGGUAGUAUACCCCAAGGUUAUCGAACGCCGUAUCAACCAGGAGCUUCCUUUUAUGGCAACCGAGAACAUUAUUAUGGCUAUGGUCAAGAAGGGUGGUGAUCGUCAGGAGUGUCACGAAGAAAUCCGUGUUCUUUCCCACCAGGCCGGACAUGUCGUGAAGAUGGAGGGCGGUGAAAACGAUUUGAUUGAGCGUAUCAAGAAGACCAAAUACUUUGAGCCUAUUUGGGCAGACCUCCCCGCCCUUUUGGAUCCUUCAACCUUUAUUGGUCGUGCUCCUGAGCAGGUUGACUCUUUCGUGAAGAAGCACGUUGAGCCAGCAUUGGCUCCUUAUGCCAACGAGCUUAAGAACAAGACCAAGGCCGAGUUGUCUGUGAGCCCUGGUGCCGAUGAACAAGCACAUUUGUCGAUAUUCAUCAGAUCAAAACGCCAAAUUAUUCUAACAGGAACCGAGACGGAAGAGGAGGCAAAAAGAGCUGUGACAAUUCCAAUUUCUAUGCUUCGUGCACCAGUAUUUAAAGAUGUCCACACACAAAGAGUGCAUAUGAAGCAAAAACUGGCGGCUGGUUUCCGCCUAUUAGCAAAGUACGGUUGGGACGAAGGUGUUGCUGGACACAUGACAUUUCGCGACCCUGAGUAUCCUGAUUUAUUUUGGGUGAAUGCAUUUGGUCAAUACUUUGGUCACAUCAAGGCCAGCGAUUUGAUUCUUGUUGACCAUCAAGGAAGCAUUGUUCGUGGUAAUCAGUUUGUCAAUAAGGCAGCCUUUGUAAUCCACAGUGCUAUCCAUGAGGCGCGUAGGGAUAUUACAUGUGCCGUCCACACGCAUUCGAUGUAUGGCAGAACAUUCUCUACCUUGGGAAGACCUCUUUUACCGAUUUCACAAGAUGCUUGCGCAUUCUACAAGACACACAGUGUCUAUGAAGAUUUUGGUGGUGUGGUUUUUGAUGAAGAAGAAGGCCAGAAUCUUAUCAAGGCUUUGGGCCCAACCAACAGAGCACUUAUUUUGCAGAACCAUGGCUUGUUGACAGCAGGAUCCACUGUUGAUGAGGCUAUCUGGUUAUUUAUUUCCAUGGAACGUUGUUGUCAGUCUCAAUUACUUGCUGAGGCUGCUGCUAUUAAUGGGUACAAAGAUCUUAAGUUGAUUAGUGGCAAGGUUGCUGAAGGUGUCAGCAAGAAUAUAGCCGAUAGCAAAGCAUGUUAUUUCCAAUUUCAACCCAUGUUUAAUAUGAUAGUCAAAGAGAAUCCUGAUUGUCUUGAAUAAUAUAUAUAUUUUGUUAUUUAAAUUAAGAACUAAAUAUUAAUUUUACUCGUAAAAAGGGACCCUUUGAGUAGUCUUAUGGAGUCCAAAACAGGUACAAUAAACUCUAAAAACACAACAGGUUUAAUCACAGAUC
Messenger RNA from Phycomyces blakesleeanus NRRL 1555(-), 2458 nucleotides. RefSeq lists its product as hypothetical. The record is from RefSeq and is a predicted model, not a curated record. The transcript is spliced from 8 exons. Bases 1 to 2325 code for a protein of 774 amino acids. Lineage: Eukaryota; Fungi; Mucoromycota; Mucoromycetes; Mucorales; Phycomycetaceae. Gene Ontology annotation, biological process: 'de novo' AMP biosynthetic process. Gene Ontology annotation, molecular function: N6-(1,2-dicarboxyethyl)AMP AMP-lyase (fumarate-forming) activity; (S)-2-(5-amino-1-(5-phospho-D-ribosyl)imidazole-4-carboxamido) succinate lyase (fumarate-forming) activity. Gene Ontology annotation, cellular component: cytosol.